AAGGCGUGGAAGGGUGCUGCGGGGGUCAUUAAGACUGUCCGUAGCUUGUACAGAUCGGUCGUUAUACGAGCUUGCACUAUCUAAGGACGUAAGGCUUUGUAAGAACAGUAGCAUGCAUCGGGUGCAAAUGCCUUACAGUUAACCAGCGCACAGCAAGCGUGGUUUGAAGGCGGGUGGGAGUGGUUAAUGGCUCUGGGCUCUGGGCUGGGCCUGAGCAUCAUUGAAAGGCUGCCAUGAUCACCGUGCUGCUGCCUGAAGAGCUGGCCGGCCGCCAGCAGGGCUCGCUGACCGGCGUGCUGGAGCGUGACGGCGCCGACGGCCGGCGCGCCGCUCUGCUCGUCACCGGGCUCGAGUACCGCCUGCCGGGCGCGCGCAGUCUCGGCUACCUGAUCAGCUCGGAGGACAGCUGCGGCUUCUCGGGCGCGGCCUUCGCCUACCUGCACAACUACGUGGUGGUGGCCAACGGCGCCGUGCCGCGCGUCAUCCGCUGCGUGGUGCGGGGCGCGCCCGUGCCGCCCGAGGCCGUGACGCUGGUGCUCUACAGCCCAGCGGCGGCCAUGGUACGCGCCGUGCACGCGGAGGGCCCGCCGGCGCCCGGGCGCGCCCGCAUGCCGUUCGGCGUCGGCUGGCUGCACUGCACCGGCUGCUGGUCUGGCUGCGCGUGGACGUGCGCCGCGUGA
Molecule: messenger RNA, 680 nt
Organism: Pollicipes pollicipes
Lineage: Eukaryota; Metazoa; Arthropoda; Thecostraca; Pollicipedomorpha; Pollicipedidae
Exons: 4
Coding region: 234-680 (148 amino acids)
Source: RefSeq, a predicted model, not a curated record